Molecule: messenger RNA, 2483 nt
Organism: Pleuronectes platessa (European plaice)
Lineage: Eukaryota; Metazoa; Chordata; Actinopteri; Pleuronectiformes; Pleuronectidae
Product: deoxyribonuclease-2-alpha
Exons: 7
Coding region: 435-1511 (358 amino acids)
Biological process (GO): apoptotic DNA fragmentation
Molecular function (GO): deoxyribonuclease II activity
Source: RefSeq, a predicted model, not a curated record
AAAUGCAGAGCUCUGAGUCUCUAUGAUAACAUGGCUUCCUGGGUGAUACAUACUUCCUCUAAAGUCACAAGUAAAAUACAUGAAGCUUGAAACUUAAAUGAUAUACAUAUAUUUCAGAGGCAUGCACAUCCAGCACAGGGUUUGUGCUGCUGCAACUAGAAAAACAAAAGACUUGUAUACGUAUAAAUAUGUUUCCUUGUUUAUAAAAAUGCUAGUUCGAGAUCUUUGCUUUUCUAUGGUGCAGCCCCUCCCUCUUGACAACAUUACAAUACACAGUACACCCUCCUGAUCCGAUUGGGUAUAUUAACAGGUUUAGGCAAACAAUCAAUGUCUCAUCUGCAGUGACGCUUGUGAAUGAGGAACAAGUAAGCUCAUUGAAGGUUUCGGUUUCAUUUCACGAGGGUGUUUGAUUAAAGCAUUUUCACAUAGCAGACAUGAGAUAUAAAACAGUGAUAAGAUUCCUCUUUAGCACUGGGAUCUUUUUUCAAGCCUGCGAAUCAGACGUGAGUUGCAGGAAUGACGAUGGAGUCGAGGUCGACUGGUACAUCUUAUACAAGUUGCCCAACAUGAACGACGGUGGUCUGUCAUAUCUGUACAUGGAUGAGAGCACCAAUGGUUGGAUACCCAGCAAAGAGAAUAUCAACAGCAACUCUGGCACCCUGGCCCACACCCUGAAACCUCUUCUCGACUUCUACGACAGAAAGACGGCAGGAUUUGGAUAUCUGCUCUAUAACGAUCAGCCUUCGGAACUCAAGCCAGCUCCUGCAUCAUUUGGACACAGUAAAGGAGUCAUAAUGUUGGAUGAACAAACUGGAGUCUGGCUCUCACACAGCACACCAAAAUUUCCAACAUAUCAGAGUAAAGACUUCUGGCCUCAAAGUGGAAACGCUAAUGCUCAAACGUUUAUAUGUGUCACUUACUCCUAUGCUUCAUUCAAACAAAUAGGACUGCAGCUCCAAUACAUCCAUGCCUUUUCAUACGACUCUAGCAUACCCAAAACCUUUCCACCUGACCUGCGCUGUGUGGCACUGAGAACCUGCUACCCAAAGACGACGCCCUGGUUUAGACUCAUGACGCUGACGUCGGUGAAAGGACAGAGGUUCACCAGCUUUGCAAAAUACACACGAUUUGGGGAUGAUAUCUACUCUGGCUUCAUUGUAAAUCACUUGAAGCAGGAUCUGUACGUCAAGAGCUGGGGAAAGAUGCGUCGCCCUCUGCCUUCUAACUGCAGCAUCCCUCACAAUGUGAACAAUGUGUACAAUGUGAAGAAGGUACAACUUCCCGGCACGCAGACCUUCAGCGACACUGUCGAUCACUCCAAGUGGAGCGUGACUGCUGACCGUGGCUGGACCUGCAUCGCCGACAUGAACAGGGAGAUGAGUCAGAUGGGCAGAGGUGGAGGAGCCAUAUGCAUCAAUGAUGCUGUGAUAGGUGACGCUUUCUAUUCACUGAUCAGGGAGACAGAGCCAUGUGGCAGUGAACAUGCUGGUGUUCCGCAAAAAGAGCUUUAAGGGCACAACCCUCUGCAAUUUCUCUUUUUUAAAGACAGAAAACCAGAGUUGGGCAAGUUACUGAAAAUUAGUACUUAGUUACAGUUACUAGUUACUUCUUUUAAAAGUAAUUGAAUUACUUCACCAGUUACUGUAUAUCAAAAGUAAUUAGUUACUAGGCAAAGUAACUUUUAAGUUACUUCUGUUAUUUUAUUGUGAAAAUGUUUUAUUGUGAAAAUGUCACAUGAUUUUAUUUUGAAACGGUUCCGGUAGAGUCGCGGACAUCCUGUGAUGACUACAACGCCGCUACGGAAAAGGUUUAUGUUUUUAGCAACCCUCCGAAGAAGCACAAUGUCUUACGGUGUCCACGGUUGUUUUAAGGUGUUUCUAAGUUGUUCAAAGUUGUAUUAAGGUGUACGGUGUUACAAGGACGGCUCAAAUAAACGACCAGAACAUCAGUUUAAGUCUCGACCAUCUUUCGGGGGAUCUGGUUCACUUGUCUUCUUGUCUGCAAGUGUUCAGUUUUCUCAAAAGAGAGUAACGCGAGUAACGAACUCAUUUAAAUUUCAGAUAUUGUAACUGCGCUACUUGAUUAAAAAAAAUACUUCGUUACAUGCUCGUUACCGCUAAAAGUAGUGUAAUUACAGUAACGCGUUACUUUGUAGCGCGUUACUCCCAACACUGCAGAAAACUGAGGUGACUUAUCCUGAAAUUGAAAUUAUUGACCUUUGGCUGCAGGGUUAGAUAAGUAGACAUUUUUCCCUGCAUUGUAUUUCUUUUAAACAAUAUUUCCUCGUAUUUCGUUUUGUUUUGUUAUAUUUAGAAUAUGUCUUUUUUCAAAUUGUUCAGAACCAAAUUUUGAUUGAGCCUCUUUGGGUUGUGCUUUAUUUUUGUGUGUACCAUGUGUUUUGCUUUUGUGCUUCAUAUAAUCAGGAAAUUAAAAAAAUACACGUUAAAUACUAAUCAUUUAAUAAAAAAUUGAACUAAAAGUUA